AGGGUCAUAAUCCCUGACUGCAAACGCUGGCAGCUCCAGAGACCAAGGGAAAAGCAGGGGCAGAUGGUAGUCUGGGGAGAAGCAGCCCACACCAGAUCCUCGGCCUGCGGGGGACAGGCCUAGAAAGAGCAGGUAGGGGAUCUGUUGGGGACCAGAGACUAGAAGCAGUAAGGUGCAGAUCAUGCAGAGGGUCAGGAAGAGGUCGCCCAGAAGGGGGGAAGAGCGUCCAGGGUGCUAACCCUUCCCACAUCCAGGGGCCUGCGACAGCCAUCGAAACAUCUGAAGCCAUGGCCAGUGGAGAGGAUGGGCCGAGGAGCUGUGUGGUGUGCGGGGACCGAGCCACAGGCUACCAUUUCCACGCCCUGACCUGUGAGGGCUGCAAGGGCUUCUUCAGACGCACAGUCAACAAAAGCACUGGUCUCACCUGCCCCUUUGCUGGAAGAUGUGAGGUCAGCAAGGCCCAGAGACACCACUGCCCAGCCUGCCGGUUGCAGAAAUGCCUAGACGUUGGCAUGAAGAAGGAAAUGAUCCUGUCGGCAGAAGCCCUGGCAGCACGGCGGGCAAAGCAGGCCCAGCGGCGGGCCCGGCAAGUCCCUGCGCAGCUGAGCAAGGAGCAGGAGGAGCUGGUGCGGACACUCCUGGGGGCGCACAGCCGCCACGUGGGCACCAUGUUCAACCAGUUCGUGCAGUUCAGGCCUCCUGCUCAUCUGUUCAUCCAUCACCAGCGCCUGCCCGUCCCGGUCCCCGAACUGCCCCUGCUCACGCACUUCGCGGAGGUCAACACCUUCAUGGUACAGCAAGUCAUCAAAUUCACCAAGGACGUGCCUCUCUUCCGGUCCCUGCCCAUGGAGGACCAGAUCUCCCUGCUCAAGGGAGCAGCGGUCGAAAUCUGUCACAUCGCACUCAAUACCACUUUCUGUCUCCAAACACAAAACUUCCUCUGCGGGCCGCUCUGCUAUACGCUGGAAGACGGCGUCCAUGCGGGCUUCCAGCAAGACUUUUUAGAGUUGCUCUUUCACUUUCAUGGGACACUGAGACGACUCCAGCUCCAGGAGCCCGAGUACGUGCUCAUGGCCGCCAUGGCCCUCUUCUCUCCCGAUAGGCCUGGGGUUACCCGGAGGGCGGAGAUCGAUCAUCUGCAAGAGGUGGUGGCAAUGACCCUGCAGAGCUACAUCAAAGGGCAGCCGCCAAGGCCUGGGGACACUACCUCCUCCAAAGGUUUCUGUACGCGAAGCUGCUGGGCCUGUUGGCUGAGCUCCGGAGCAUUAACAACGCAUACGGGUACCAAAUCCAGCACAUCCAGGGCCUGUCCGCCAUGAUGCCGCUGCUCCAGGAGAUCUGCAGCUGAGGCCCCCGCAUGCCUCCUUCCACAGCCCAUCUGGACACGUUGGACUGGAAAGGGGAAAAUGCUGGGGCCAGAGGUUGGGACCGGUAGGAACGGAGCACAGUGGUUGCAAUGAAAGACGAAAGCAGUGAA
Molecule: messenger RNA, 1477 nt
Organism: Mustela lutreola (European mink)
Lineage: Eukaryota; Metazoa; Chordata; Mammalia; Carnivora; Mustelidae
Gene: NR1I3
Product: nuclear receptor subfamily 1 group I member 3
Exons: 8
Coding region: 288-1319 (343 amino acids)
Biological process (GO): positive regulation of transcription by RNA polymerase II; negative regulation of transcription by RNA polymerase II; cell differentiation
Molecular function (GO): zinc ion binding; RNA polymerase II cis-regulatory region sequence-specific DNA binding; nuclear receptor activity
Source: RefSeq, a predicted model, not a curated record